UCCUGUUCCUCUUCAGCCUCACUCUGACUUAAUCAGUCACCAAACUGUAAUAAAACCAAAGGUUGUCCACAAGUCCUGACCUGCAGCUCCAGAUGUUUUGACUCUAAAAGGAUUUAAAAGAAAGUUGGUGUCGAAACAGAAAAACGAAACCAUCCUCAGCUCUGACUGAAGCGUAUCUCAUCUGAGGACUUUGAGCUUUGAGAGGAACACGGCUGAUAAGAAACAAGGUAACGUUUUCUUUUCAUGAAGUCUUUUUUCUCUUGCUGGAGUACGAUUGCACGAGAUAUCGCAAAGACCCAACCGAUCCAGUCAGGUCUCCAGGAUGGGUCACCAGCCAGAGAAGUCGUCUCUAAACCUGCAGACUGGGACUGCUGUGGUUUUUCAGAUUCUUCUCCUGAUCCACACCUGCACAGGUCGCUCAGAAGACCUGGAUCCAUCUCAGUCGAUAAGAGCGAUGGUUGGAGAUGACAUCACGUUACCGUGCUCACUGAAACCUCCUAAAGAUGCGUCUCAGACGACGGUGGAGUGGGGGAGAUUUGAUCUGAUGCCCAGAUUUGUGCAUGUGUGGUAUGAGGGUCAGGAACUUCUGGUGGACCAAAACAGGGCCUACAAAGGACGAGCUUCAGUGUCGGCUGGCCAACUGAAACAUGGAGACGCUUCACUGAGACUCUCGGAUGUGAGACUGAGUGACAGUGGGAGAUACAGAUGCUACGUCCCAAAGGCUCAAACAGAAAACUAUGUUGAUCUUCUUGUUGGGUCGGUGUCCUCACCUGAGAUCAGGUUAGCAGGACUUGAUGAAGGCAGCAGUGGAGUGAUGUUGGACUGUAGCUCUGGAACCUGGUGGCCAGAACCAGAGCUGCUCUGGUUGGACGCUGAGGGACACGUCCUCUCAGCUGGACCUACAGAGACAACCAGAGGUUCUGAUGGUCUUCUUGCUGUCAGCAGCAGAGUUACUGUGCAGAAAAGCCCCAACAACACCAUUACCUGUAGAAUCCAUCAGAAGGACCUCAAGCAGAGCAGAGAAACCCACGUCCAUGUUCCAGAUGAUUUCUUUGUGGUCCGGUCCAGCUGUUCUGUUUGUAUCAGCUUCUCUGUGCUGUUCUGCUGCUUGUUCCUGGUUUCAACUUCUGUUCUGGUCUGGAGACAAAGACACCUCUUUUCUGCAGCAAAGAAAAAAGAAACAACAAAAACAACUGAAGAGCAAACAGAGCUGAUGGGAGUGGAGCAGAAACUAGAUGAUGCCCUUAAAGCACAAAUGAGUGAAGAUCUGAGGGAGCUGGAGAACAAACUUUCAAUCCAAAUGAUGGCGGAACAGAAUGAUGCUGAUGAGUUUAACAAGAAGAUUAAAGACUUUCAAGAAGAAACAGAAAAAGAAACAGAAACAAAACAAAACAAGAAUAAAAAGAUAAAAACUGGAUCAAACAUAACACUGAAGGAAAUAGUGUUGGAGCACAAUGCUAAACUAGAUGAAAGAAAGAAAAGUUAUCAAGCGAUACAGUUACACCUUCAAAAAAUGAUCUUUGGAAAAACAGAAAAUCAAAAUCAGGUUGAGUGCAAAGAAGAAAAGAGAGAAAAUAAACAAGAGGAGAUGAAAUUAUUCCACACUAAAAUCGGUCCUCUAGAGACGUCCGGGGGAAGAUAUUUCUGUGGAAUUUCCGAUCUAAAUUCCAAACACAACUUAAUCACAAAUUUGACAGAUCCUGUGAGUUUUCCCAUCUUCGCCCUUCGAGCGUAUCUGCACCCCAGAGUGAGGACGCUAAAGACAGCAAGAAGACCAUCAGAACCUCUGGUUGUCUCUGUAGGUCCAGCUGAGAGGACGUGUCCCUCAGCGUCCAACCAGAGCAGCUCUGGUUCUGGCCACCAGGUUCCAGAGCUACAGUCCAACAUCACUCCACUGCUGCCUUCAUCAAGUCCUGCUAACCUGAUCUCAGGUGAGGACACCGACCCUGGUGUUUCAUCGGGACGAUUGACCCACAUAACUGUCAUCAGUGUCACAAUUAGUCGCAAUUUGAGACACGUGAAAGCCAGCUGUCAAUUGAAAAUCAACCUCAAUCCAGUAACGGGUCCGCGCAUGAUUCACAGAUUCGAAUUACGGUUGGAUUUGUUUGCUGUCUUUGACACCGUGGAUCACAGUCUCCUGAUUUCACGGUUUCAAGAGUCUGUUGGGAUUAAAGGAGUUGCUUUGGACUGGUUUAAGUCCUAUUUGGCUGAGAGGUCGUUUAGUGUUUCGUUAGGUGGCUUCACGUCAUCUCCCUCGCCUCUAGUUUGCAGGGUUCCACAAGGAUCCGUGCUGGGCCCGUUGUUGUUCUCUCUGUAUUUGCUACCUCUGGACGACACCCAGGUUUAUAUUCCCAUUCCCAUUCCCAAACGUGGCCUACCCAAUUAUUUAGAUCCUCUUCUAAACUGCCUCGAUGAGAUUAAAACCUGGAUGUCUGCAAAUUUUUUACAUUUUAAUAAUGACAAGACUGAGGUCAUGCUUUUUAGUCCUAGUUUGUCCAGUGGGCCAAGUUCUGCUGACCUUGGUCCACUAGCCCUAUUUUUGAAACCUGUAGCGACCAGUCUGGGAGUCCGGCUUGACAGUGAUCUGCUUCUGGAAAAGCAAAUCAGUGCUGUUACCAAAACCAGUUUUUAUCAGUUAAGGAGGAUCGCCAAGGUUAAGCAUCUGCUCUCAAGUCAUGACUUUGAGAUGGUGAUUCACACAUUUAUUACAUCACGCCUUGACUAUUGCAACGCGCUGUACCUUGCAAAAGGCAACCUCAAUGAGGCUGCAAGGAAAUACGCCACAACCAAAUACUUAAAACAAAUAAGGCAAGUCCUAAGAAAUCAGCUCAAGGGCAAGAACAAGAUUUGGGAAAUAAAUUGCUAUGCCCUGCUAGUAAUCAGAUAUCUGUCAGGAAUAAUUAACUGGCCAAAAGAAAAAUUACAAGCCACAGAUUUUAAGACACAAAAGGUCCUAACCAUGCAUGGACCAUUCCACCCCAAAUCCAGCACCCUGAAACGGUAUGCUAGCAGUAAGGAAGGAGUCAGAGGACUAGCUAGUGUGAGAGCUAUGAUCCAAGAUGAAACAGCCAAGAUCUUUAAUAUUAUAAGAGGCAUCAAAAAGAACCUGCUGAUUCAGAGUACGGUCUCCAGGAUGGGCCACCAGCCAGGGAAGUCAUCUUUAAACCUUCAGACUAGGACUGCUGCGGUUUUUCAGAUUCUUCUCCUGACCCACACCUGCACAGGUCAGUCUGCGGUCAAGGAUCUGCCUCAGACCAUAACAGCGAUGGUUGGUGAUGACGUCUUGCUGCCGUGCCUCCUGAAGCCUCCUAAAGAUGCUUCUCUGAUGACGGUGGAGUGGGGGAAACUGGACCUGAGACACAAAUUUGUGCACGUGUGGCACGAGGGCCAGGAGCAUGGACAUAGAAAUGAACGAGCAUCGCUGUCGGCUUCUAAACUGAAACAUGGAGACGCUUCACUGAAGCUCUCAGAAGUCAGAUUCUCUGACGGUGGAAGAUACAGAUGCUACUUUCCAAAGGACGGAAAAGAAUAUUUUGUUGAGCUGUUUGUUGGGUCGGUGUCCUCACCUGAGAUCAGGUUAGCAGGACUUGAUGAAGGCAGCAGUGGAGUGAUGUUGGACUGUAGCUCUGGAACCUGGUGGCCAGAACCAGAGCUGCUCUGGUUGGACGCUGAGGGACACGUCCUCUCAGCUGGACCUACAGAGACAACCAGAGGUUCUGAUGGUCUUCUUGCUGUCAGCAGCAGAGUUACUGUGCAGAAAAGCCCCAACAACACCAUCACCUGUAGAAUCCAUCAGAAGGACCUCAAGCAGAGCAGAGAAACCCACGUCCAUGUUCCAGAUGAUUUCUUUGUGGUCCGGUCCAGCUGUUCUGUUUGUAUCAGCUUCUCUGUGCUGUUCUGCUGCUUGUUCCUGGUUUCAGCUUCUGUUCUGGUCUGGAGACAAAGACACCUCUCAAAGAAAAAAGAAACAACAAAAACAACUGAAAAGCAAACAGAGCUGAUGAGAGUGGAGCUGGAAAAACUAGAUGACCUUAAAGCACAAAUAUGUGAAGAUCUGUGGGAGCUGGAGAAGAAACUUAUAAUCCAAAUGAUGGCGGAACAGAAUGAUGCUGAUGAGUUUAACAAGAAGAUUAAAGACUUUCAAGAAGAAAAAGAAACAGAAACAAAACAAAACAAGAAUAAAAAGAUAAAAACUGGAUCAAACAUAACACUGAAGGAAAUAGUGAUGGAGCACAAAACUAGAUGAAAGAAAGAAAAGUUAUCAAGAGAUACAGUUACACCUUCAAAAAAUGAUCUGUGAAUAAAAUGAAAAUCAAAAUCAGGUUGAGUGCAAAGAAGAAAAGAGAGAAAAUAAACAAGAG
Messenger RNA from Nothobranchius furzeri (turquoise killifish), 4361 nucleotides. The record is from RefSeq and is a predicted model, not a curated record. NCBI's taxonomy places the organism in Eukaryota, Metazoa, Chordata, Actinopteri, Cyprinodontiformes, Nothobranchiidae.